AGGAGAUAUUCCAAUUAAGUUCCUAGAAGAAAAGCUAUCUUCUCUCUCCUCUUUUUCUCUCUUCUGAUAUCGACUGGUGGUUUCCGAUCGGCGGUCAUGGCCGUGCCGAGGCCGGCUAACUAGGCUCAACUCUUUGGGGUGGGCGAUGGUAAUCGGCUUCGUUUCGCUGAUCUUGAACUAGUUGAUGGAGAGCUGGUCAUCCCUAGGGCGGUUCGGGACGAAGGGGCGGUCAAGUGGAGGAACGCGUUGGUGGGGCAAUUCCUCACGACGGCGCCUCCGAUUGCGAUCAUCCGUCGUUGGGCUCAGCGAUUCUGGGGCAGAGAUGGUAGGGUUUUUGUCUGUGUUUGGUACGAACAUGUUCUUGUUUCAAUUUGAGAGUGAGGCGACGAGUACUUGGGUGUUCGAGAGUGGCCCGUGGCACUGUGAGAACAUUCCUCUCUUCGUUCGUAAGUGGGUUCCAGGGAUUCAUUCGGUGAAGAUGGGUUGCACUAAGCUACCGAUCUGGGUGCGCAUUCGUGAGUUGCCGCUGGAGGGUCUGAGUAGGUUAGCGAGUUUGCUGGGUAUACCUCUUUGGAUGGAUCAAGCUACUAAGCUUGGGGCUCAGAUGGGUACAGUGAAGUUGUGUGUUGAGAUGGCUGCAGAUUCUUUAUUUCCAUCUGAGAUCCGGAUUCGUCCAGAAGGUGGGGAGAGGAUAGUCUUGUUUGUUCAUUAUUUCAAUAUUCCAGUCAGAUGUGAUUAGUGUGCUGAAUAUGGGCAUAAGAUGGGGGAAGGUGUGGAGUGUGGAAAAGUUUCACAUGAGCACAUGGUCGUGAAUGGCAUUGAGGGUCAAGGAACUGAGGAUAAGGGUAAAGAGAAAGUAAUGGAAUCUGGGAGUCCCCCUAUUGCUUCUCAUGCUGGUGGUUUUGGGGUGGUAGCAGAUUCUCAAGCUGUGGUAAGUAGUUAUGGGGUGUUGGUAGCAAAUUCUCAAGUCGUGGCAAGUAGUUCUGAAGUGGGAGGGAAGAUUGCAGCUAACACUUCAACUCCAGCUAGAGAGGAUUUGAUUGAUGCAUAUGGCUUUCAGUUGGUGGUGAGGAAAGGAAAGAAUGUUUCAGUUGGUCGGGAGCAAAGCAGUGAAAUGCGUAUCCUAGCCUCAGCUAUACAGUCCAGAGUGCCAUUAAAUUCUAAGGGUGUUGCUAUGGUCAUUCCUGUUUCUCCUAAGAAAGGUGGGAGGAAGAAUAAAAAAGUUGAGUAUUUUGCAGAGUUGCUGGUAAACAAACUGAUAGAGGAGGAAGCUGCUUGCUUGACUUUGCCUGUUACUAGGGAGGAAAUAAAACAUGUCUUCUUCAGUAUGGGAAGAGAUAAAGCACCAGGUCCUAAUGGGUUUGUUGCUGAAUUUUUUAAGUUGGAUUGGGAGGUGGUGGGUGUUAAAUGUGGAGAGCACUGUUCUGGAAUUCUUCAAAACGGGGUCAUGCCUAAACAGGUAAACUCUACAGUUAUUGCACUUAUCCCUAAGCUGCCUGUUGUGGAGAAAAUGAAAGAUUUUCGACCUAUUUCUUGUUGUAAUGUGAUUUAUAAGGGUAUUUCAAAGUUGCUCUCACGUAGACUGUCAACGGUGUUACCCAAACUAAUUGGAAGAAGUCAGUCCGCCUUUGUGAAGGGUAGGCUGAUUAGUGAUAAUAUUCUAAUGGCAACAGAACUUGUCAAGGAUUAUCAUAGGAGCAGAAUUUCUUCUAGGUGUGCACUAAAGAUAGAUUUGAUGAAAGCCUUCGACUCUGUCAAUUGGAAUUUUCUUUUCACAGUUAUGUCUGCUAUGGGAAUGCCAAGUAGUUAUGUAAAGCUUGUGGAAUCUUGUAUAUCCACUCCAAUGCUCAGUGUUUCUUUUAAUGGAGGACUAUGUAGGUAUUUUCCGGCUGCUAAAGGGUUGAGGCAAGGGGAUCCUCUGUCCCCUUACCUAUUCACGAUAGCAGUUUUUGGGAUUCAGCAGGUUCUUAACAAGUUCUAUGAAGUCUCAGGCCUAAAGUCUAAUCCGCAGAAAUGCCAAUUGUUUUGUGCUGGAUCUCGCAAGAUGAAGAUCAAGUAUUAUCUGCUCAUACUGGGUUUCCUUUGGAGAAGCUACAUGUUCGAUAUUUGGGAGUGCCGCUUCUGUCAGGUAAAUUGACUUCUGCAGACUGUGAAUGUUUAGUGGACAAUAUCACAAAAAGGAUUCAUACAUGGCAGGCCAAGUUAUUGAGUUAUGCAGGUAAAUUGCAGUUAAUCGAUUUGGUUGUUACUAGUUUAUUCCAGUAUUGGAUGUCAGUGCUCCUGCUCCCUGUUAAGGUUCUCAGAUUGAUUGAAGAUGCUUGCAAUAAAUUAUUGUGGGAAGUUGAUGGUGAUAAACGGAAGAAGGCCCCUGUUGCGUGUGCAGCAGUAGCAAUGCCACGACAGGAAGGGGGAUUAGGCAUUAGAGAUUUCAAGAUUUGGAACAAAGCUUGCGUGAUCAGGCAUUUUUGGAAUAUGUUAGCUAUGUCUGGCUCUUUGUGGGUUGCUUGGAUGCACAAGUAUCGAGUUAAGGGAAGAAGCAUAUGGUCUCUUCCUGUGAGCUCUGUUAGUACUUGGACCUGGAAGAAGAUUCUCAAAUGUUAAGGAUUGGCGCAGCAACACAUAUCUGGUAUGGGAGAUGCAUUAGCUUGGGAUGGAGUUGUUUUAACCAAAUACUCAAUCAAGCUUGUGUGGGGGACUAUUCGAUCUCCUGCUCCACAGGUUUCAUGGUACCAUGAUGUGUGGGGUGGCCUGAUUUUGGAGAUUGGAGUGCUCAGCUGGUUUGGCCAGUGCAGCAGUGGGGGCAAACGACAGAUAAAGUAGUCGUUGGAAGGCUUUUGUGGGUCAUGGGAGUCAGCUUGAUAUGGCGAGAAAGGUGUGCCAGGCUUUAUGGAAACUCAGCAUCUCUCUCCCCAGCUCAAGUUUCGUAUAACAUUUUGAGAGACUUUGAAGUGUUUUCGCAAAGUUAUAUUCCCUUCCAGUUGAGAGUACAAAAAUAUUAGGAUCAUUGUCUUAGUUUGCUGUUUGUAGCUUCCUUACAAGUUUUGAUGGUUUUAUGAUGUAAGUUGACUCUUUGAGAGGGAGAUUUGCGAGUUGCAACUCCCCGGGCUUCAAUACAAUUUUUUGAUUAACCAUAAAA
This is a messenger RNA of Linum tenue, 3136 nucleotides long. NCBI's taxonomy places the organism in Eukaryota, Viridiplantae, Streptophyta, Magnoliopsida, Malpighiales, Linaceae. The record is from the annotation of a GenBank genome assembly.